Messenger RNA from Rhizophagus irregularis DAOM 181602=DAOM 197198, 477 nucleotides. The record is from RefSeq and is a predicted model, not a curated record. NCBI's taxonomy places the organism in Eukaryota, Fungi, Glomeromycota, Glomeromycetes, Glomerales, Glomeraceae.
AUGUAUAACUCACUUUCUAAUACUCCAGAUGAUAAUUUUAAAGAAGAUAUAGUAGAUAAACUACAAGUAAUGUUAAAAGCUAUAUUAAAUGACAUAGAUAUAUCAAAUAUUAGAGUUAUGUUUUAUUCUAAUAUAGCAAAAUUUCAUAUUAGUAUUAUUCCCAUUAGAUGGUACAAAGAUGAUAUUUUAAUGAAAUUGAAUAGUAGUAUACUUGAAAAUUCACCUGUUCUUACAGUAGUAGAAUCAUCUGAUAUAGCAAUGCUACAUACAGUAAAUUUCACUUUUCAAAAUUUAAAAAAGCAUUUUCAAGAAUUUUAUAAUAACGAAAUUAUUCAACAAAUUAUUUCUAAAAGAAAUAAAUUUGGAAUAGCAUUUUUAACUGCAAAAACUGCAAUUAAUAUUGCAUUAAAAACUGGAUGUGAUAACGAAUUAGUAAAAUUGUUAAGAAAAUUUAUUUUAACUAAACAAAAAAGUUGA